UAUAAGCAAUUCAACUCAAAAGGGCAACCAUCUAUCCUUCUCCUGCUGUUUCUUCUCCUCCUUCAUUUCCAUCUUCUUUUUCUGAGUGAAGAGUUUUAGUAGGAAACAUAUGUCUAGGAUAUAUCCCACAGAGUCUGGAUGGCCCACCAAACGGCCCAGCUCGACAGACGGCCCGACUUUACUAACGGUCUGGAAGAAGUCUAGCAUGGCAUUCCAGGGGACCGACGGGUUCUCGGUUUUCGACGGCAAGGGGAGGUUGGUGUACCGAGUCGACAACUACUCGAGGAAGAAUCGGUACAUGUCAGGGGGGCUUGUUCUCAUGGAUGGAACUGGGCGGGCUCUAUUGACUCUCAGGCCUCAGAUUUUGAGCAUGACCCACCGAUGGAACGGCUUUAGAGGCGACAAUUGCUUGAAAACUAGGCCUGUGAUGCCCGUUUUCUCAAUGAGAAGGCGAUCGAUACUCCAGAACAGCGAUGAAGCUGAAGUUUUCUUGAGUGGCCCCAAGAACCAUGUCCCAAUACCAGAUUUUACAAUGGACGGCUGCUUUAGGAAGCGGCAUUGCAAGAUCAGGAGUGCCACCGGGGAGCUGGCUGCUGAAAUAUCUAGGAAGAAAGUAAACACCACAGUUUUGCUUAGCGACGAUGUAUUUAGCCUGGUUGUUCAACCAGGCUACGAUUGUGAAUUGAUCAUGGCUUUUGUUAUUGUAAUGGACCGUAUCUGUGGGAAACCAUAUGCCCCUGCCUUUUGUUCUUGAUGGUCAGACUGUAACAUCACCAAUGAGAUUUCCUGUACUAAAUUGUAUUGAGAUGGCUUUGAUUUUGUAAAUAAAAAUCAUACUUGUUUGCAUGAGAAUGUGAAAAUCAGUAUUAAGAUUUCUCAUUGGAAAACUAACCUACCCAGGGUUGAUUAAUCCGGACAAAACCAUAUCGAAAAUUAUGAAGUGAGGUGUUGUUUGAGAAUGUUCAAAAGUCACAAAAGAUGCCUCUCGUUAAUCGACCAUUAACCUUUUAACUUUCUAUGAAAAAUUGCACUUCAAAGGGUUUCGCAGCUUUCUAUUUUGUAGGGAUCUCAUGUCCUCAUUUUGGUUUCUCUAUCCAAACAUCCCUUGGGAAUUGUCAGAGCAUGAUAUAUAUGUUACAAUGCCUAAUGUCCAAGUUAUGUUAUAAGAGUUAUUAGAUAAAAGUUCUACAUAAAUUUGUAAUAUCUUGUUUGAUUGAAAAGCAAGAAGGAUAAUUACUUUUUCUUUACUAGGUACAUAAUUAUAUAAGUUAGUAGAUAAAAAUAACUUUUAACCAAAUUCUAUCAUUUUUAUUAUUAAAGUCAACACCACAUCAUGUGUUCGAGCUACAAAAAGAAUGACCAAUGGAAAGGACAAUCUGGACCAGAGUGAAAGCUGCGACAUCGUGGGAAAGGCUACCAGGACAACUAAAGCAAAGCUGCCAAUUGAAAUGGGCUACCUGAAAAAAGUAGAGUGCAACCACCAAGUGGAAUGAGCUUUCUAGAAAAACUAUAGUGCAGCCGCCAUCCUUGAAAAUGGCUACCAAGAAAAGAGGUGAGAGCGAGUGCAACCACGGAGUGGGCCGCUGCAAACGUCAAGCUGUAGAGCAUGGUGAAAUGUUACGAUCCCAAUGGCUUAAAGAGCUUAGCUUGACAUCAUGGCCAUCAGUCUUAGGACUUUCGGCAUAUUGGUUAGGUUCUUAACAACAUCAUAACACAAAGUGUCCUGAUGCACAUCUGUUUCGAGGACCAGAACUGUUUAUUAUCAGGGCCUUGAAAGGCUUUCACACCAGAAGAUACUAGCCAUCUAUUUGUAGGCCUUAGAUCAAAGUUCAAAGAUACUUCCAAUUUGGGAGAUUUUGGGGCUCCGCCAUCCAUGGCAGGUCCCAUCCUACUAACCAUCUAGAUCACCAAAUCAUAAGCCAGGCCUGUAUAUACUUGCAUAUUAGCAUACUUGUAAUGCCUGAUGACCAAGGUCUUAAAGAUACCAACAUUUUCAAUUUAAAAAAAGUCCUUAUUUUCCUGUGGGUUCAAUAUUUACCAUUUCUCCAUUUGUCUGAUUUCUGUUUCAUGACAGUCCAUAGUUAUAUAGUGACGAAUAUUGUGAAAAUCUAUAGUUCAUAUAACAUGAAAUGCGGGGGACAAUUUUACCCUCACAAUCUGU
Molecule: messenger RNA, 2161 nt
Organism: Magnolia sinica
Lineage: Eukaryota; Viridiplantae; Streptophyta; Magnoliopsida; Magnoliales; Magnoliaceae
Product: protein LURP-one-related 5-like
Exons: 2
Coding region: 110-754 (214 amino acids)
Source: RefSeq, a predicted model, not a curated record